AUGGGUUUCAGCAUAGAUGCCUUCGCCUCGGGCAUGUGUCCGUGGGCUGAGGUGGUUCAGACCUGCGGCAUUGUCCAGAUGGGGCCUGUGGACCAGCAUGCAGCUGGCACCUGUGUCUUGGCCAGCGUGUGUGCCGGCACUGAGAACAAGCUGAGCUCCCUCUCUGACCUGGAGCAGCAGUAUCGGGCCUUGCGCAAGUACUAUGAGAACUGCGAGGUAGUUAUGGGCAACCUGGAAAUCACCAGCAUUGAACACAACCGAGACCUCUCCUUCCUGCGGUCUAUCCGAGAAGUCACAGGCUAUGUUUUGGUGGCUUUGAAUCAGUUUGAAUACCUGCCACUGGAGAACCUGCGCAUUGUUCGUGGCACCAAACUCUAUGAAGAGCGAUAUGCUUUGGCCAUAUUUCUUAACUACAGAAAGGAUGGUAACUUUGGACUCAGGGAGCUUGGCUUGAAGAACUUGACGG
Molecule: messenger RNA, 466 nt
Organism: Cariama cristata (Red-legged seriema)
Lineage: Eukaryota; Metazoa; Chordata; Aves; Cariamiformes; Cariamidae
Product: receptor tyrosine-protein kinase erbB-4-like
Exons: 3
Source: RefSeq, a predicted model, not a curated record